ACACGCCCUAGUCUCUGUAAAUCACCUUGGAUAAAGGCAUCUGCUAAAUAAACAAAUAGUAAUGAUAGUAAAUAGCGGUUGCCAUGCACAAUGUAAAGCAGUAGAAUCUGUGCAUGGGUUACCAACAGUUAGAAAUGUUGUGUGUUUUCUGUUGAAGGGGACUUUAAUUAGAGGUAGAACUUUAAAUAUAAUCAAGAUAUUCUAAGAUUAGAGGAUGUAGAUCUAUUAAACUGAUCUCAUUUUUGUUUCUCUGGAGUAUUCAUUACCAAAAAAUCUGCACCAUAUUCUCCAGCUCUGCCAAAUCACAGAGGGAAAGCAUGUGGGUGGUGGAGUUUCUCAACAUCCAGACGUGUCAGGACUACUGAGUAUUUAAUUAGUACCCCCAUGCCGAUCAGCAGUGCUUUUAAUAUGCAGUACUUGAGAAGCUGUCCUUACUUCUUACUGAAAAACAGGUCUAUUUCUUUUAGGAAAAAAACAAAACAAAACAAAAUGAUUUUCCGUGACAUGAAUCUUAAAGUCAAGGCUGAUGAAAACCAUGUUUUGUCUUUGAGAAGGAACAAAUCUACAGUCACAUCACAGAGAAACACAUCACCACCACAGAGGAACAGCUGAAGUGUAGCUUGCCAAUACAGCGCUGCACUGCCCUGAUAAUCUUCAGAAUCCUGUUCUUUGGAACAUUUGAUGUUGGAAGAGCAUGGAAAUGGGUAACCAGCAUCCCUCCAUGAUUCGGCUCCAGGAAAUCAUGAAGGAAGUCAAGGACCUCAGCUCCCAGGUGUUGUCUUUCAGUGGCCUUCAAACUGACAAGGACUACAGCAAACUGGAAAGAGCUUUGACCAGACAGCUGUUUGAAAUUGACUCGGUGGACACAGAGAACAAGGGGGAAAUCCAGCGGGCGAAGAGAGGGGCCACCCAUGAGGUCCAAAGUCUGCUUGAGACGCUACAACAAAACGUCAACCAUCCGUCCCGGGUGGAGAUAGAGAGAGUCUACCUUGAGGCACAGAACCUGGUCGCCCAGGAGGUGACACCGCUGAGGGGAGGAGGGGGAACCAUCAGUGACGAGUUUGUGGAUGGCAUCCAGGAUGUCAUUUUGAGACUGACUCAGAUCAGAACCGGGGGAAAAGUACAUUUGCGGAAAGCCAGGUACCGUGCACUGACUAGGGUGUGCGCAGUGCAGGAUAUCAUAGAGAGCUGCAUGAAGCAGCAGGCUCUGUCGCUCCCCCUUUCCAACAACACCCAUGGCUCAGUCACCAAGAUCAACUCCAUCAUGGUGGAUGUCAACAAGUCCCGGGGUGACCUUAUCGCUCUCCUGAUGGGACUGAACAGAGCGGACAGCUGCGGGCGCCUCUCCCGGGUGCUCACAGGGUUUCUUGUCGAGCUGGAUGCCCUGGAUGUAUCUGGGAACACAGAGGUCCGAAACUACAGGAAGCAGGUGGUAGAGGAGAUCAAUGGGCUGCUGAAGCACUUGGACCUGGAAGGAGAAGGGGACGCCACCUGCAGGUAUGACCUGGCCCAGAAUGAUUCCAUCCAGAAAAUCGAGCAGAUCCGUUACACGGUGGCCCAGCUGCGGAGCCAUCUGCUAACGAUCGAGAAAGCCAACGAGCUGCACUUCAAACACAAGGCAGAGCUGCAGGGGCUGCUGACCAGGCUGGAUGAGGUGAGUACCGCCAGGAACCCCUGCAUCCGCGAAGCCAGGCGGAGGGCGGUUUUGGAGGUGCAGGCUGUCAUCACCUACAUUGACCUGAUGGAAGCGCUGAGGAAGAGGGCUGGCGAUACCUGCACGGAGGAGCACCCCUCCCACAAGGCUGUCUGGAAUGUGCUGGGGAGCCUCUCAGAACUGCAGAGGCAGGUGCUUGUCUUUGACGGCAAAAGAGCCGACAAGAGCUAUAAGUUACUGGAGGAACUUCUCACCAAGCAACUCUUAGCACUUGAUGCAGUAGAUCCUCAAGGAGAUGAAAUGUCCAAAAUUGCCCGGAAACAGGCAGUCAGGUUUGCUCAGAACAUCCUCAGCUACUUGGACAUGAAGACAGAUGAAUGGGAAUAUUAGUACCUGUAUGAUGUCACUCGUAUUGAUCAUUCUUUGUACCUUGGGUUCAUAACAUAUCAUAAAAACAAUAUGUCAUUUCCAAAUGACUGAAUAUCGAUAUGAAGAGAAACCGAUAAAGUGUCAGUCUCUGCAAAGAAAACUGGGUAAUCCUUUCCUAGUUGUUUUUUUUUAACUCUAUGACAAAAUACAGAUCCUUAUUUUGAAUAGUGUUAAUGUAAUUUGUGUCCUUUAAAAGCCAGCAUAUUUGAUCCGAACCGCUUUGGUUUGUUUUAUUAGAAUUGCGCUAGUACUGUAUGUGCUGGAUUGAAGAGUGGGGACAUGGUAUGAAACUACAGAGGGGUUUAAAAGUCACUUUACUUGACCAGUUCAUGGCUAUGCCAGGGAAAAGGGAUAUUGGGGUAGAGCUAUGAAACGUGUCAGGUAGAGGAGGGAAUGGCUGGCACCUUACAGUUCCCCCUACAGACCAGAUUUCUCAAUGCAUUUGCACCAGCAAAUUAUGGAACAUUAAUAGUUUUAUUUUACUUUUACAAAAAAUGGUGCAAAAUUAAUUUUAGUUUAAAUACAUAUGCCCCUGGCAUAUUUCACUGCUUUAUACUUUUCUCCCUGAAUAUCUGUGAGUUAUUCAAGUGACCUGCGUGUAAAAAUAUAAAUAAAUAGUGUAUUGUUUAGUGUAAACUCUUUAAAAAACACAUUGAUUUAUUGUAUAGCAAGUGCCAAAAAACAUCAUUGAACGACACUGUAAUUUACCAUCUUCUGCCAUUUAUGCCUUGUACUGAGUACAGAAUUGUGUAAUUGAGUGAGUGGUUAAUCAGGUUACAUCAAAAUGUAACCAGUUAUGCACAUUAGAAAUGUAUUUCUUAGAUAUUUUACCAUUCCUACAGCGCACUAAAGUACAUGAGUGGUGUAACAAAUGUUUAAGUAUUUUGCUACAGUGUAAUAAAAGUAAAAAAAGAAUGUGUGUAAUAAAAUGCAUGAUAAACUGGAUUUCAAAUUUAGAAAGUAGUGAACAGCAUGAAGUAAAUCAUUUCCCACCCUUUUUAAUGUUGUUAAAUUAUUGCUAAUGUAAGCUGAAUGAUUGAUCUCACAACAGACAUAAAUGAUGUACUAUCUAAGAAAGCGUUUGUACAAUGAUGUAUUUAUUAUGUUAAGGUACAGUUGACAAGCUUUGUACGUUAGAUUAUAUUUUAAGCACCGUGCUCAAGCAGCCUUUUGUGUUUUAGUGUGAAUACUUUGUAAAACUGGAAUGGAUUUAUGUGCAACAAUACCUGUUGGAGGGAAGUGUCCACUAUAUUUAACAAUGCACAUAAAUAGACCAUUAUUUAUUUUUAAUUUGAAUAAAAAAAAAUGUAAUCUGAAGAGCUUUGGGUGCAUCUAUGCAUUUUGCACUGAUGACAAGAGUUAAGUUAAAAUCUAUUAGCUACACCUUUUCAGUGUAUUUUGUAUUCUUGAGACAUUUAAUAUAGUGCCUUUUACAACCGAUGCUGCCCCGAUGUGUGUCACAUAAAAUGAAGAAAAAGAAAACAGAACUGUCCUCUUUAGUACUAGGUAUAGUAAUAAGUGUAGUCAUAGUCUGUAUUAUUAUUAUGACAUUGCUGUAAAGUCCUUCCAUUAUACAUUUUACUUCAUGCGUAUAACAAAACUAAAGCUAUGAACUAGUUUGGUUGGUAGUCCAAGGAUAUAUUCGCUACGGUUAAUGCAUAUUUGGUGCCGGAGGUACUGACAGAGUUGUGCCUCUUUAUUCUGUUCAUUUUAUUUUAUUUAAUACAUUUUAUUAAAUAUAAAGUAUACAUGAUAAAGAUAAGAGCAGCCAUACCCCCCAAUUGGAAUGGUUCCAUUGCUAAGGUUUUCCACAGAUUUCGGGGCAGUAACCCUGUGUGAGCCGAUAACAGUAUCACUGUUCAUUCUGAAGGUCUAACGAAGUGGUCAAUUAAACCAGACCAGACCCUUUACAGUUGUCCUCUUACACCUGCUUUCACAUCCAUUUAAUUUCAAGCACUUAAGUGCGGGUUUCUGGUGACUGAAAUUAAAUAACAGCAGUUAUUUCAGUAGUGUGGAGAUGAAAACAUCAAUGCUUACUAAUGAAAUGAAAGGGGUUGCCAUGUUUAAUCUCCACGGCUGGUACAGUAAAUCUAAAGGAGAUGCUGUUUAAAAUGCAAUUGAUUCCAGUUCAUUCAAAGUCACUGCACUGUGAUUUUACAGCUUGUGUUAUCUUGAUAACGAUACAGAAGGAAAAUAGCAAAUCCUUAUUCAU
Molecule: messenger RNA, 4295 nt
Organism: Polyodon spathula (Mississippi paddlefish)
Lineage: Eukaryota; Metazoa; Chordata; Actinopteri; Acipenseriformes; Polyodontidae
Product: BAG family molecular chaperone regulator 5-like
Exons: 2
Coding region: 695-2044 (449 amino acids)
Biological process (GO): regulation of inclusion body assembly; protein stabilization; negative regulation of protein ubiquitination
Cellular component (GO): membrane; nucleus; cytoplasm
Molecular function (GO): adenyl-nucleotide exchange factor activity; protein-folding chaperone binding
Source: RefSeq, a predicted model, not a curated record